Molecule: messenger RNA, 2493 nt
Organism: Apodemus sylvaticus (European woodmouse)
Lineage: Eukaryota; Metazoa; Chordata; Mammalia; Rodentia; Muridae
Gene: Cd80
Product: CD80 molecule
Exons: 7
Coding region: 274-1182 (302 amino acids)
Biological process (GO): cellular response to lipopolysaccharide; T cell costimulation; positive regulation of T cell proliferation
Cellular component (GO): external side of plasma membrane
Molecular function (GO): coreceptor activity
Source: RefSeq, a predicted model, not a curated record
CAAGAAGAGAUCACUUGUAUACACAUGGGCCCCAUCUUUUGAUCUUUAAGACAAACCAAAGAGAAUCUUCUUCAGCAAGUUGUGAAACUCAGCCUUCAAAGGCAUUCUGUUCCAUCUCUGUAGACCGAUAGGAUCGUCUUUAGCAUCUGCCUGGUGUACACCAUCCAGGCUUUGCCACAGCUCUGUUUCUUGAUUUGUGUGAGCCUAGGAGGUGCCUGAGCCCCCUUGGCUCUGAUUCCUGGCUUUCCCCAUCUAUCCAAAGCAUCUGGAGCUAUGGGUUGCAGUUGCCAGCUGAUGCAGGAUACACCACUCCUCUGGUUUCCACGCCGCUUUGUGCUGCUGGUUGGUCUUUUUCAAAUGUGUUCAGGUAUUGUUGAAGAAGUGUCGAAGUCAGUGAAAGAAAAGGUAUCGCUGUCCUGUGGUUACAACUUUUCUCCUGAAGAGCAGUCCAUUCUCCGAAUCUACUGGCAAAAACAUGACAAGAUGGUGCUGUCUGUCAUCUCUGGGGUUCGAGAAGUGUGGCCCGAGUAUAAGAACCGGACUUUCCAUGACAACACUACCUACUCUCUGAUCAUCCUGGGCCUGGGCCUUUCAGACAGGGGUACAUACAAGUGUGUCGUUCAAAAGAGCGAAAGAGGAGUGUAUGAAGUCAAACACCUUGCUUCCGUGAAGCUGUCCAUCAAAGCUGACUUCCCUACCCCCAACAUAACCCAGUGUGGAGAUCCAUCUGCCAACACUAAAAGGAUCAAGUGCUUCGCCUCCGGGGGCUUCCCAGAGCCUCGCCUCUCUUGGUUGGAAAAUGGAAGAGAAUUAAAUGGCAUCAAUACAACAGUUUCCCAGGAUCCUGAAUCGGAACUGUACACCAUUAGUAGCCAACUAGAUUUCAAUACGACAUACAACCACACCAUUGAGUGUUUCAUUGCAUAUGGAGAUGCUUACGUGUCAGAGAACUUCACCUGGGAAAAACCCCCAGAAGACCCUCCUGAUAGAAAUGACACAACUGUGCUCAUCUGGAUAGGAUUGAGUGCAGUGAUAGGUGCAGCUAUAAUUUUCAUCCUCGCUGUAUACUUAGUCUCCUAUAAGCACAGAAGCUGUUGCAGAAGAAGAAAUGAAGCAAGCAGAGAAACAAACAGCAGGCUUUACAUAGGGCCUGCGGAGGCAUCAGCUGAGGAGACUGUCUGAAGGUCUCACCUACAUUUGCAACUGACCUCUUCUGUAAAUGUCUUCAGAAACAUUGCCCAACCAUGCCCUGCAAAUGUGUUCUCUAGGUGAAGCCUCUCCAGCGGUUUUGUGGAAGUACUGAGAGGAAUGUAAUGCCUACCACAGUAGUUCUGCUGAUUCUGAGAAAGUAGUUUAGAGACUGAAUUCUUUAAAAGGGACAUUAGGGAAGACUAGCAUGCCUGCCCCUACCUCUCCUCCUCCUACACACACACACACACACACACACACACACACACACACACACACACACUUGGUGUCUUAAGAUAGGGUCUUACCCUGUUGCUCACAAUGACACAGAAUCACGCAUGUAGCAAUCCUCCUGCACCAGUUUCCUGAGUGCCAGAAUUUCAGGCGUGAGCUACCGCACUUAGCAGAACACUAGUUGUAUUAAUCUAAGAUCUAAAAACAAACAGAUCCAUUUUUAUGUGGGUGCUCUUUCAUACUUCAAAGCAAAGGUCAAGUUGGAGGCACAGUUUGUAACUUCCUAACUAGUUCAUAUUGGACUUGCAAUGUCUUUAGGCAACUCUGCCCUUUUACAUAAUAGUUCUCAUUUAAAAUGAGAUUAUUUACUAAGUAAUAAUCUGUCCUCACCUAAACAACAUAAGUGAUACUAGCCUUACACAGAACUUCCUCAGGUUCCUAGAAGUGGCUUUUACUCUUUGUUACAGUUCUGCUACAAUGGAACUGAAAAAAUAAACUGAAAAAUAAUAAAAAUAAAUGUCAGACACAGUAGCACAUGCCUGUAAUCCCAGCACACAGGAUGCUGAGGCAGGAUUGAAUUCCAGGCAGCGUGGACUGGGUAGUAAGAUCCUGUCUGAAACCCACUCACCUCUCUCCCUGUGCCCCAGUGACGGAAAACAAGAAAUAGCCAACUGCUUCUUCUAUACUGAAGGUCCCCUUUUCUCUGAAAUUGUAAUCCACAACUUACUAGACCAACAGUGAACUUAAGUCAAUCAGAUAUUCUAGUCUGAAUCUGGAGUCAGAUAUCAAAAGGCAGCCAAACUUCUCAAUGGGGCCAGAGCCUGUUGUACUGUCCAACAAACAGAUCCAUUUUUAUGUGGGUGCCCUCAGAACUAUGUUACUAAAGAAAACAAAGCAGUGGACUGACAAAAAGCUAACAAGACACUGGAAGCAACGACAGAGAAAUCAGGAGGAAGAUGUUGCAUUUAAUUAUUGAUUAUUAUAUUUGAUAAGUGUUAGUUAUUUUUUAGUUAUACUUUGAUUUUAUUACUUAGGUGUUUUUAUGGUAAAUUAAAUUAUUUUUAAAAGCAA